AUGCCGGCAGAGGCAAGCUCGGCUCCUGCGAGUGAUGGCGCCCAGGGAGGUCGGGGACGCCCGAGGCAGCGGAGGAGAGGGCAGCGCGGCGGUCGAGGCGGACAGGGGCAGGGCCGUGGCGGCGCUGCUGAGCAGGGCGGACAGUCGGCGACUACUGCUCCUGUCGAGAGAACCAACGACUCUCCGACACCUGCAAACGAUCCAGGCGAUGCCGUUGCAUCGUCAUCGUCGCGAGGGCGGGGGAGGGCUAGGGGAAGGGGACGAGGUGGCGGCGGUGGAGGCUUGAGGGCUGGCAGGGGCGGUGCUGCCGUUCGCGGUGGAGGCUUCGUUGCGGGAACGCAGAGGACCUUUGGCGGCCACCUGACGUCAGAAAUGGCGGAUGGUGGAGGUCAGGUCAACGGGGACGCUGGGCUGAGUGCGGCGGCUGCUGAGUUUGUGCCCGGCCAGGCUAUCGCUCCGAAGAGCAGACAACCGCCCAGGCAGAAAGCACCUCAAUAUCCGCUGGCUCCAAAAUCAACGGCUGAGGAUCUGCCCACUCGUAUUCACCAGGACAUCAGCAAUGGCCAAUAUGAGUGUGUCAUUUGCGCCAGCGAAGUCCUACGGUCCUCGAAGGUUUGGUCCUGUAACCUGUGCUGGACUGUCGUCCAUCUUCCCUGCGUCAAGAAAUGGCAUAAGAGCCAGAUCGAGAAGCCGAACCCCCAGGAACAAGAGCAGCCCGACCAGCCCAGGACAUGGCGAUGCCCUGGCUGCAACUCAAAGUUGACGGAACACCCCAGCUCAUACCACUGCUGGUGUGGCAAAGACAUUAACCCCCAGAAUGUUGGCAGUCUGCCGCCUCACUCGUGCGGCCAAACCUGCACGAAGCCGCGAGCGACAUGUCCUCAUCUCUGCUUUUCAGACUGUCACGCCGGGCCGUGUCGUCCGUGCGAUUUGAUGGGACCGACACAGCCCUGUUUCUGCGGCAAGCAGGAGAGCACCAAGCGUUGCAGCGACACCGACUAUGAUAAUGGCUGGAGCUGCAAGGAGAUUUGCGGCGACCUGCUGCCAUGCGGAGAGCACUUUUGUGAACAAGAGUGCCACUCUGGCCUAUGUGGCAGCUGUACCGUGCCGAUGAUAUCACGUUGCUAUUGUGGUAAGGUCGAGAAGGAGAUUCCUUGCGAUCGUCGGGACGAGGUGCGGACUUCUUUCAAUUAUGGCCAAAUUGACGCUGCGGAAACGGAUGCUGUGAAAUCUCAAGAGCCGUUCGAUGGCUGUUUCGACUGCGGGGCUUCUUGUGGACGGAAGUACGACUGUGGUCAUCACGAAUGCCAGAAAACCUGCCACCCCCAGGAUGAGGUCGAGGCUCAUUGUCCACUUUCUCCCGAUGUUGUCGAGAACUGCCCUUGCGGCAAAACGCCGCUGGAACAACUGCUCGAACAACCACGGCAGUCAUGCCAGGAUCCUGUUCCUCACUGUCAGGAGACAUGCGGCAAAAUCCUAGCGUGCGGACACGAGUGCGACAGGACGUGCCACGUUGGCCCUUGCCCACCUUGUUACCAGAGGAUGGACAUUUCCUGCAGAUGCGGCCGCACAUCCAGCCGGACGCUCUGCCACGGCGACGAUAUGGCUCUUCCCGUGUGCAUGAGAGUGUGCCAAGCGCAGUUGAACUGCGGCCGUCACCAGUGCGGCGACCGCUGCUGUCCUGGCGAGAAGAAGGCGGUUGAGAGGCAGGCAGCAAAGCGGAAGAAUAAGCUGCAGAGCCCGGAUGAGAUUGAGGCCGAGCAUAUCUGCAUCCGCGUUUGUGGGAGGACCCUCAAGUGCGGUGCUCAUCAGUGCCAGCAGAUAUGUCACCGAGGGCCGUGCGGGAGUUGUCUCGAGGCCGUCUUUGACGAAAUCAGCUGCACUUGUGGCCGCACGGUGUUGCAGCCGCCUCAACCAUGUGGAACUAGACCUCCAGAGUGUCGUUUCGACUGCACGAGGCGGCCGGUCUGUGGACAUCCGCCGGUGUCGCACAACUGUCAUCCCGAUGACAUCGCGUGCCCAAAGUGCCCAUUCUUGGUUGAAAAGCCAUGCGUCUGUGGUAAGCAGAGACUCAAGAACCAACCAUGCUGGUUCGAAGAGGUCCGCUGUGGACUUCCCUGCAAUGAGAAGCUUAAAUGCGGCCUUGUGGCAAAUCGAGAAAGUCGUGCGGGCACGCAGACCAAGAUAACUGCCAUGCCCCAUACCGAUAAGGCGUGUCAGGCUAAGGAGUUUAUCACUUGUGCUUGCCAACACCGCAAGAAGGAAAUCAAAUGUCUCGCCACCCGCAUCAACCCGGAGCCUGAACGCGAGACCCUCAAGUGCGACGACGAGUGCCUUCGUCUCCAGCGCAACCAGAAACUUGCAGCCGCCCUUAGCAUCGAUCCUGCAACGCACACCGACGACCAUGUUCCCUACUCCGAUACCACGCUGAAGCUAUUCCGCGAAAGCGUGCGUUGGUGUCAGACCCAAGAGCGCGAGUUCCGCGUCUUCGCUUCGGAUGCCGAUGAAAAGCGCAUACGCUUCAAGCCCAUGCCGCCUUCGCAGCGAGCCUUCCUCCACGCCCUUGCCGAGGACUUUGGCCUGGACACGGAGAGCCAGGACCCCGAGCCGCACCGUCACGUCAGCGUCUUCAAGACGCCGCGUUUCGUGUCGGCGCCCUCCAAGACCCUCGCUCAGUGCGUCAAGAUCAAGAAUGUGCAAGCUGCGGCGGCCAAGGCCGGAGCAUCCGCGUCCGAGGCGCCCAAGCAGGCGCCGUUCAACGCGCUGCUGCUCUCGACCCCGCGGUUCGCGCUGACCAUUGAAGAGCUGGAUGCUGCUCUUGCAGGAGAUUUUGCGGCGCAUAACAAUCUGUCUUUUACGACGAGCUUUCUGCCGUCAGAUGAGGUCCUCGUCCGCGCGACGCCCGUCUCGAGCUGGGGCUCCAGCACUGCGAACGUCGAGACCUCGCUCGCGAACCUCAAACCCGCAAUCGCACGCACAGUUGCUAAGGCCGGCCUCGCCGGUGCCGUGACGCUCGUGCAUGCAGACCAGGACCAGAAUGUCUUGCGGAGAGAGGUCACGGGGGAGACGAAGGAUGCUGGCGGCUGGAGCUCCGUCGUGGGGCGGAGGCCGCAGGCUGCGGCGCCGGCGCCUGUCGAGAAGAAGCCUGCCAGUGGGUUCGUGAGCUUCUCGAGGCUGCCGAGGAAGAAGAUUGUGCAAGAGACGGAGGAAGACUGGGAGGCUGCUGCGGAGAAAAUGGAUGAUUAG
Verticillium dahliae VdLs.17 is the source of this 3246-nucleotide messenger RNA. Its product is annotated as transcriptional repressor NF-X1. Bases 1 to 3246 code for a protein of 1081 amino acids. Lineage: Eukaryota; Fungi; Ascomycota; Sordariomycetes; Glomerellales; Plectosphaerellaceae. Gene Ontology annotation, molecular function: DNA-binding transcription factor activity, RNA polymerase II-specific; zinc ion binding; RNA polymerase II transcription regulatory region sequence-specific DNA binding. Gene Ontology annotation, cellular component: nucleus. The record is from RefSeq and is a predicted model, not a curated record. The transcript has 4 exons. Gene Ontology annotation, biological process: negative regulation of transcription by RNA polymerase II.